CAGUGAGCGGCGGGAGGCAGUGCCCCGGCAGCCGGCGGAGGGCGGCCGGUCACCCCCGCCGCGGGUCACCUGCCCGGCCCAGGUGGGGCGAUGCGGAGCGGAGGAGGCUGCUUUGGAGAUUGCUGCCGCUUCUGAGGGAUGUUUUGUGUGUGUUUACCUCCGCUCCCGGUUUCUCUUUCAUCUGAGGACGCAUCUGGCUCCAGCUCUGUUAAACUAUCUGCCUCCUGGUACCGUUCGUAGAUAACAGAAAGAAACCUGAGCCCGAGAGGCAAUUCCCCACCUUCUUCCACCUAACGUAACCUUUUCAGGCGCCUUUGAAGGUUUGCUGGUGCUCCGGCGAUGAUGGCAGUGGUGGGUUCCCUUGGGCUGUACUAAGAGCCUCUUGUUUUCUUUUCCCUUUCUUCUUAGAGGCAUUUCAUCUUUAAGGGCCCGCUGCUUGCGUACACUUUUAUACCCACCGAAGCGAUCAAGAAACCAUGUUGCGUGGUGGAAGAAGUGCGUUUCUGUGCCUUGGAAUGAUACUGAGCUUUUGGAGCUCUGCAAGUUGGAUGCCUGUCGGAGGAUGCCCACAUAAAUGUACGUGUAUUGCUUCCAACGUGGAUUGUCACGGACUGGGACUCAAAACUGUACCGAGGGAUAUUCCCAGGAAUGCAGAGAGACUUGAUCUAGAAAAAAACAACAUCACAAGAAUCACGAAGACGGACUUCACAGGACUGAAGAAUCUCCGUGUCUUGCACUUGGAAGAAAAUCAGAUUAGUGUGAUUGAACGUGGAGCGUUUCAGGAUCUAAAACAACUUGAACGGCUGCGUCUGAACAAGAAUAAAUUGCAAGUUCUUCCAGAGCUGCUUUUUCAGAACACACAGAAGUUAACUAGAUUAGACCUGAGUGAAAACCAGAUAAAAGGAAUCCCUAGAAAGGCCUUUCGAGGAAUCGUUGAUGUGAAGAAUUUGCAACUGGACAACAACCAGAUCAGCUGCAUCGAAGAUGGAGCCUUCCGAGCCCUGCGCGACCUGGAGAUCCUUACUCUCAACAAUAACAACAUCACCCGCAUUCCUGUUACCAGUUUCAAUCAUAUGCCAAAGAUCAGGACUCUGCGGCUUCACUCCAACUUCCUGCACUGCGACUGCCACCUGGCCUGGCUGUCGGACUGGCUGCGGCAGCGCCGCACCAUCGGGCAGUUCACCUUUUGCCUGGCCCCUGUCAACCUGCGCGGCUUCCUGGUGGCAGAUGUGCAGAAGAAGGAUUUUGUCUGCUCCGGUUCCCAGUCUGACCCUCCGUCGUGCAGUGCCAGUUCCAUCACUUGCCCAUCUGCCUGCACCUGCAGCAACAAUGUGGUGGAUUGUCGAGGAAGGGGCUUAACAGAAAUUCCAGCUAACCUCCCAGAGGACAUUUGGGAAAUACGUUUGGAACAAAACCUCAUCAAAAUCAUUCCCCCUGGAGCUUUUACCCAGUACAAGAAGCUUAAGAGAAUAGACAUCAGCAAGAAUCAAAUCUCUGACAUUGCGCCUGAUGCAUUCAAAGGCUUGAAGUCUCUCAUUUCAUUAGUGCUCUAUGGAAACAAGAUCACAGAGAUUCCCCAGGGCCUUUUUGAUGAUCUUGUGUCUCUGCAGCUGCUGCUUCUCAAUGCCAAUAAGAUCAACUGCCUGAGGGUAAACACGUUUCAAGGUCUGCAUAAUCUCAAGCUGCUAUCUCUUUAUGACAACAAACUGCAGACCAUCAGCAAGGGGCUCUUUGCACCUCUCCGAUCGAUCCAGACUCUACAUUUAGCUCAGAAUCCAUUUGUGUGCGACUGCCAUUUGAAGUGGCUGGCUGAUUACCUGCAGGAUAAUCCGAUAGAGACCAGCGGCGCUCGGUGCAGCAAUCCACGUCGCCUUGCCAACAAGCGAAUCAGCCAGAUCAAGAGCAAGAAGUUCCGCUGCUCAGGGUCAGAGGAUUACAGAAGCAAAUUCACUGGGAAGUGUUUCAUGGACCUUGUCUGUCCCGAGAAGUGUCGCUGCGAGGGAACAAUUGUAGACUGCUCUAAUCAAAAACUCACCCGAUUACCCAGUCACCUUCCUGAGUAUACUACUGAUCUGCGUUUGAAUGACAAUGAUAUUUCUGUUUUGGAAGCCAUUGGACUCUUCAAGAAAUUGCCCAACCUUAGAAAAAUAAAUCUAAGCAACAACAAGAUCAAGGAGAUCCGAGAAGGCACAUUUGACGGAGCUUCAGGAGUACAGGAGCUGAUUCUGACAGAGAAUCAACUGGAGUCAGUGCAUGGACGGAUGUUUCGAGGCCUCACAGGGCUAAAGACAUUGAUGCUGAGGAGCAACUCUAUCAGCUGUAUAAACAAUGACACCUUUGCUGGACUGAGCUCAGUGAGGCUUCUUUCUCUGUAUGACAAUCACAUCAGCACUAUCACCCCCGGAGCCUUCAGCACAUUAGUCUCUUUGUCUACAAUUAAUUUGCUGGCUAACUCCUUUAAUUGUAACUGCCAUUUGGCCUGGCUGGGAAAAUGGUUGAGGAAGAAGAGAAUUGUCAGUGGAAAUCCACGCUGCUUGAAACCCUUUUUCUUAAAGGAUAUUCCAAUCCAAGAUGUAGAUGUCCAGGACUUCACCUGCGAUGGUAAUGAAGAAAGCAGCUGCUUGCUUUCACCUCCCUGCCCUUCCCAGUGUACCUGUGUGGACUCGGUGGUACGCUGCAGCAACAAAGGGCUGCGGAUAUUGCCCAAAGGAAUUCCCAAAGACGUGACUGAGCUGUACCUGGAGGGAAACCAUCUGACUGCUGUGCCAAAGGGGCUCUCCACCUUCAGACACCUCACACUGAUUGAUUUGAGCAACAACAGCAUAAGUGUAUUGGCCAAUUAUACCUUCAGCAACAUGACUCAGUUAUCAACACUCAUCUUGAGUUACAAUAGACUCCGGUGCAUUCCAGUCCACGCCUUCAAUGGGCUCAGGUCUCUUCGAGUGCUGACACUCCAUGGAAAUGAUAUUUCCAGUGUUCCUGAAGGUUCUUUCAACGACCUGGUAUCCCUGUCCCAUCUGGCUCUGGGCACCAACCCUUUGCACUGUGACUGCAACCUCCGCUGGCUUUCCGAGUGGGUGAAGGCCGGGUACAAGGAGCCAGGGAUAGCCCGCUGCAGCGGGCCCGAUGCCAUGGUGGACAGGCUGCUGCUCACAACACCAACACACCACUUUCAGUGCAAAGAGCCGGUGGAUAUCAGUGUUGUGUCCAAGUGUAAUCCCUGCCUCUCCAACCCAUGUAAGAACAAUGGGACGUGCAACAAUGAUCCACUGGAGAUUUAUCAAUGCACUUGCCCUUUCGGCUUCAAGGGUCGUGACUGCAGCGUGCCCAUUAAUUCUUGUAUCCAAAAUCCAUGUCAGAAUGGAGGGACCUGCCACCUCACCGAGGCAGAUAAAGAUGGAUUCAGCUGUUCUUGUCUCCUUGGGUAUGAGGGGGAGAGGUGUGAAAUAAACCCAGAUGACUGCGAGGAUAAUGACUGUGAGAAUAACUCUACAUGUGUGGAUGGGAUCAACAACUAUGUCUGUCUCUGCCCUCCUAAUUACACAGGUGAGCUGUGUGAUGAGGUGAUUAACCACUGUGUUCCUGAUCUGAAUCCAUGCCAACAUGAGUCCAAAUGCCUUCCCCUUGACAAAGGAACCAGAUGUGAAUGCUUGCCGGGCUACAGCGGAAAACACUGCGAAAUAGAUGAUGAUGACUGUGUGGGCCAUAAGUGUCACCAUGGAGCUGUCUGCGUAGAUGCAGUCAAUGGCUACACCUGCAUCUGUCCUCAGGGCUUCAGUGGACUCUUCUGUGAAACUCCUCCACCGAUGGUCCUGCUGCAGACGAGCCCAUGUGACAAUUACGAGUGCCAGAACGGGGCGCAGUGCAUCGUCGUGCACCACGAGCCCGUCUGCCGCUGCCUCGCCGGCUUUGCGGGCCAGAAGUGCGAGAAGCUCAUCACUGUCAACUUCGUGGGGAAGGAUUCCUACGUGGAGCUGCCGUCAGCCAAAAUCCGCCCUCAGGCAAACAUCUCCCUCCAGGUAGCAACGGACAAGGACAAUGGCAUCUUAUUAUACAAAGGAGACAACGAUCCUUUGGCUCUGGAGUUGUACCAAGGACACGUGAGGCUCAUCUACGACACACUUAAUUCUCCACCUACCACAGUAUACAGCGUGGAAACAGUAAACGAUGGGCAGUUUCAUAGCGUGGAGCUCGUGAUGCUGAAUCAAACUCUGAACCUGGUGGUGGACAAGGGGACUCCCAAGAGUCUGGGAAAACUCCAGAAACAGUCUUCAGUCACCCUCAACACACCGCUCUACAUUGGAGGGAUCCCAACCUCCUCUGGCUUGUCGUCGCUGCGCCAGGGUGCAGAUAAGACACCGAAUGGUUUCCAUGGCUGUAUCCACGAUGUCCGCAUCAACAACGAGCUGCAGGAUUUCAAGGAUUUACCACAGCAGUCCCUGGGAGUCCUUCCUGGCUGCAAGUCCUGCAACAUCUGCAAGCACGGUAUCUGUCGGUCCCUGGAGAAAACAAGUGUGAUCUGUGAAUGUCACCCAGGCUGGACGGGCCCCCUGUGUGACCAGGAGAUUGGAGACCCGUGUCUUAACCACAAGACUCUGAAGUGCAACCACGGACAGUGUAAGAUGUCGGAGCAUGGGGAGCCCUACUGCGAGUGUGAUCCCAACUACAGCGGGGAGCACUGCGACAGAGAGAACCUCUGCCAAGGAGACAUCAUCCGGGAAGUUGUCCGUAAGCAGCAGGGCUACACGUCGUGUGCCACUGCCUCCAAAGUGCCGCGCCUGGAGUGCCGCGGCGCCUGCGGCAGCGGGCAGUGCUGCGUGCCCCUCCGCAGCAAGCGGCGGAAAUACUUCUUCCAGUGUGUGGAUGGCUCCACCUUCACGGAGGAACUGGAGAGACAUGUGGAAUGCGGCUGCUCCAAGUGCUUAUAAGCCAUUCUCCAGUCUCUUGCCACUUUAAUCGACUCAGAAGCGCUAUCAAAAUGGGACCUAUUUACUUUCAGAGUGAAGAAGAAGAAAAGAAUUAUUAAGUAUAUUGUAAAAUAAGCAAAAAAUAGAACUUAUUUUUAUUAUGGAAAGUGACUAUUUUCAUCUUUUAUUAUAUAAAGUAUCGCACCACUUUGGGUAUAUGUAUCAUAUAGUGAGCUAUUUUUACCAUGAAACUUUUUUAACAGUUGUAAGAAAGAAAAAAAAAAUCAAAAGUUAAAAGUUAACAAAAAAAGAUUAUAAAGCAAACCUUGCCUAAAGGAGAAAUGUGGGGUGACUGUAGGUGUGUGCACAGUGACCCGAUGUAAAGGUGUUCCAAGGACCUGCCACAGGACUGAUCCAGGCUGGAGGAAUCUCCGAGGCGCUGGGUGGGUGUGCCAGGAGAGCAGAUCCCCGUGGUUCCCAACAUCCAUCCAUCCUGCCCAGGCCCCCUGAGGAAGCCUCCCCUUGGUCCCUCGCUCUGCCUGACACUGCCGACGCUGUUUGCUCCUGUACAGUGGCUCCGCUUGCUCGUCUUGAACUGGUUCCCUAUAGGCACUGCCGCAGCUUGAGGCUAACGACAUUAUAUGACUAUUGUAAUACUAUACUAAAUUUUUUGCUGUGUAUGUUGUAUUUAUCUGUGUUCACAUUAUAUUCUUCAGCAACUGUAUCUAUAGAGCACAGGCAGCUUUAUCCAAAAGAAGGGGACGAAGGGAAAGGAAGUGGGGAAGUACGUGUUGCUUUGGGAAAUUUGGGGGCAAAAUGUGAACUAAGUGCUAAGUAAUGCCUAAUAAAUGACAUAGUACUUUUGUGUAAACUCCUCAGCUAUGUUAUUUCCCAAGUUUGUGCCUUCUUGCUCCCAGCCUUGAGCCCUUUUUUGUAUAUGAAAUAUAAGGAAUGCACUGCUACAUAGUUUGUCACGCCUUGACACUUUAACUUGGAGAGGUUGUAAAGAGCAUGAACAUCCUGCCAGUGCCGGAAGGUAACACCCGCAGCAGAACGGCCCUUCCUGCCCCGGGCGCCAGGGGUGAAAGCUGGGCUGUAGCUGCCUCUUCAUCCACGCUCUGUACCGAGCAGUUGGCUACUUCCCACAGCGCUUUACAUGAGCAGAAGUUGCACUAUACCCGGGUGAAGGUAUUGAGCCGGCUUUGUCCACCUCGGCUGCACUCUCUUCUCUGCGCAAGGAGAGGUGUCGCAGCUCCAUCCCACCCUGUUCUUGCCUCUGGUGCAGAGUGACUGGUUCAGCCAAAGCUCCUGCAUCUGCGCUGCUCCAUGCCCUGCACUGGUGUCUCCCAAAGGACUCCCACCAACUUCGGCUGUGCUCAGAGCCAGUGCUGAGCAGGAAAUGGGAAUUGGUGCAGGGCUGAAUUCUCACCAUGGAUGUGAGGCAAAAACUGACUCUGUGAGCGAGUUUGAGUUUUGGAGGGUUUUUGUCAGGGCCACCUUUCAGGGUCAGUAAGUUACGUGCAAAGAGUACCAUGGAUACCUUGAUGUUUCUCUUCUGUGAGUUUCAAACAUCCCAUCAACAACCGGUCCACUAUCAGUGUACUUUCUUUCUUUCCCUAACACAGCAAGUAUUCUGGUCCUUUCUUCUGUUUCUCUAGGAGAGGUAGACAGAGAGGAUUCCUAGCAGCCCUGAGCUCUUUUUGGGAGUGCUCACUGGCCUCAGCAAAAAGGAUUUCAGAUGAGGGGCUUCAGCAAAGGAGGAGUACGAGAGUUGAAUCAAGAAAAAAAGAGAUUUUGUUUGACCAGAGCUUUGGGAAGACGCACAGAAUGCAGCCCUGCCACCAUCAGCGUUUAUUUCCCUUUAAAGAAAAGUGACCAUCCAGCUCUCCUGCAACCAGAAAGCUCGGAAGUGCUUCUUCUGCUACAUCAAUCUCUCCUGAACUGCAGCAAUUCACUCCUAUUUCUUUGUUUCUACCAGAGCAACAUGAGCAGAAGGGACAGAACCAAGACAAUAGCCAUCUCACUAAAUAAAUAGCAGCGUGUGGAGCCUGCCACCGGUAAAACAUAAACCAAUCACUAGUUUAUGUGCCAAACUGACUGAAACAGUACAGCUCAAGAGCCAGGGAGAAACUAACCCCGGCUGCAAGUACCAAGGGCUGCUUUUUACUUUGGAUAGAACAUCAGAAGCUCCCAGUGGCUGGAGUUUGUGGUGUACAACAAAAAGCCCCCAAACCCACAACAUGCAGGUGUUAAAAACUGGUGAAAGUACUGCAGAUACUUGUGCAAAUACGUGCCUGGCACACCACUACCAUUAGUGUUUUGUUCCUGCUUAGAACACUUGCCCGGCGGCAGCUGCUGCGGUGCCAGGCAGGAGCAGCCCGGCCGGAGCAGCAGCUCUGUGCGCUCCACCGCAGGACCCGCAGCCACCACACUGCCGAGGCCACCGGUGCAGGAACACGGCCCCUCCUGAGCACCUCCAUCGCCGUGUGUGCACCGUGUCCCUCGAGCAGCACGUGUGAGGAGGAGGUGACAUGGACUGGUGGCCUCUCUCCUGCGGGAGGGUGCUGUAGGAGCCUCCACUGGCAAGGCGAAAGCCACCGGCACCUUGUUAGCACAUCACUCUGGGAUUUAGGGAAGCAAAGCCUUGCAGCAAAGUGACCAGCAGCAGCUCAGCAAGGCUGGCCCUGAUCCUGGCCCUUUUCUGUCGCAGCACUUCGAUGUUAAGCCUUGGGGUAAAGAACUAAGAGUAUCUAUUUUGUAACCAAAUGAUGCAAUUUUUGUAUGCUUUUAGGCAGCACUUGCCAUUGGAUAGUGAUGCUUUUAUGUCAAUGAUUCUCUGACUUGCUAUAGAGUUAUUUUAUGUUAAGAAGAAAAUAAAAAGCAUUCAGAUGUGCCAAAAAUGUGAGGUUAACUGAAGUGUAAUUAGCUCUGAAAGUUCCUCUGUAACCUGCCUGAUGUUACACUAGAUUUCCAGAACUGCCGGUACAAUGCAGUAGUUUUUACCUCUAUAAAGUUUUAAUAUAAAGUGAAGAAAGAUGCUUACCCUUAAAAAAUGGCAAUGCAGACUGGUGUGAACUGAUGUAUUUUAUUAAUAGAUUCUCCUUGUGAUGUAAGUUUAAAUAAAUUGUUGGGUUAUGGAAGAUUGUAA
Molecule: messenger RNA, 8055 nt
Organism: Strigops habroptila (Kakapo)
Lineage: Eukaryota; Metazoa; Chordata; Aves; Psittaciformes; Psittacidae
Gene: SLIT3
Product: slit guidance ligand 3
Exons: 36
Coding region: 477-4928 (1483 amino acids)
Biological process (GO): negative chemotaxis; axon guidance
Molecular function (GO): Roundabout binding; heparin binding; calcium ion binding
Source: RefSeq, a predicted model, not a curated record